CCCGCCUAAGCAAUACCCACGGUAUCCCAAGAUACCGUUCUCACAAGUUCUUCCGAAAGCUUCGCCACAAGCCCUCGACCUCCUGGAACGCCUUCUGCAAUUCGAUCCCUCGAAGCGGAUCACAGCCGCCGACGCCCUCUCACAUCCCUACUUCACGGGCUCGGUGCCUAUCGGCCUCCCCGCACCCGCACCCGGGUCCAUGGCACCACCCGCAUACAACUACCCCCACCCUCACGCACACCAACAACAGCAGAUCUCGCAGCAGCAACAGCAGCAGCAGGCGCAUGCGCAAGCACAAGCCCAGGCACAGGCGCAAGCUCAGGCGGCGUAUCUGCAGGCGCAGGCGGGGAUGGGGCAUGGGCCUGCGGCGAUCUCGUCCGGGCAACCUCCGGCGCCGGCGGCGUAUGCGUCGCGCGAUCACCAGCUGUACCAGCAGCAACAGCACGCACAAGCUCAGGCUCAGGCGAUGAUGGCGCAGCAGGCUCAUAUGCAAGCGGGACAGGCCCAGUACGGCAUGCAGUACCCGCAGCAGUAUGCCGCUGGACCCGUGUAGUGCGUCCUCUGCCGAGUUCCCGGUGUAAUGGACAGCCUCUUUCUCUGUUCGAUGUGCGCCGACUUCUCUUCGUUCGCGUUUGGUAUGUCACCGUUGUUCGCCGCCACGGACGGUAUGUGGCGCGCGCGCCCCAGCUUAAGUUAUGUAUGUCGUUCCGCGCUGUACAAGGAUAGGAUUCGUUAGACGUCAUCGGCAAUGUACACUACAGCACGAUGUUCUUAUGUUAGGGCUUAUAUAGGCAGCGUUCCUACUGUACAUUAGAGCCAACAUAUAAUUGUACACUGUGAGGCAGCUGUUUGUGUAGCUUAGACAAGACGAUUGCGAUCUAAGCGGUAUCAGUUGUCUUCCGAAUAGGGUUCAACACCAGUCUUCUUUCUACCUUCGAAUGGACGCAUACUAAUAGUGACU
This is a messenger RNA of Fomitopsis serialis, 961 nucleotides long. RefSeq lists its product as uncharacterized. Gene Ontology annotation, cellular component: spindle microtubule; spindle midzone; chromosome passenger complex. The record is from RefSeq and is a predicted model, not a curated record. Gene Ontology annotation, biological process: mitotic spindle organization; regulation of cytokinesis. The transcript is spliced from 2 exons. Gene Ontology annotation, molecular function: protein kinase activity. Lineage: Eukaryota; Fungi; Basidiomycota; Agaricomycetes; Polyporales; Fomitopsidaceae. The annotation marks the transcript as partial.